AUGAAAGGGAGAGACAAAGGACCGAGGAUCUAUGCAAAUCAAUUCGGGCAUGACCUCCAGGUGAAAUCUUUUUGUGUUCAGACACCGUAACGCGUUGUUUGUCUUCGCUUUCGCUUUUCUGGAGCUCAAGAAGGGGGGGUGGGAGUGGAAGGUCGAAUCAUCCCUUCCCCCCUAUGCUAAUUUCGCGCUGCAAUACCAUAAAAUUUAAUUAUGCUAUUAAUGAUGCUUUUCCAAGGUAGUGGAGGGAUUGCGGCUUCAUGACAACUAGACAGCUGGGAAGAGAAAAGAUCUGAAGGCGGAGGGAGGAAAGACGCGACCGACGACAACCCGAAAGGCAAUUCCAUUUGAAUACUACUACUUCGGAAUUGUUAUUGGAUAAUUCGCCCAAAACUGAAAACGGAAAAGCAGACGGCUCAGUCGAGUCCCGUUCCCAAGUGUGGAGCGCCGGCCCUGGCCCACGGCUCCGCGUUUCCGUGGCACCACCCCUCCGGCAAUUUUAUCGGUUAUUCAUAGACCAAGAAGGGUUACGGUAGGGGAGGGAGCGAUAAACAGAACCCGUGUCUCUUAUAUCCCCGUUUGCAGAGCCCACCUGGAGAAGGACGGCCCAGACGAGGAGGUCCCGUCUUGGCCCACAUCUGGAUCUGAUCAGCUUCAGCUCCACAUGUGGCUGCAAUUGGCAGAUAAGUGGGGUCGGGCGUUCAGGGAACUGAUUAUGGGAGUGCCAAUCAGACUUUACAGUUGGUACAGGUAAAGAAAAAGGAUUUCAAAACGGUACCCUUUUACGACGAUCAAUUACUUUUUAACUUUGAUUUUAGAUGA
Messenger RNA from Bursaphelenchus xylophilus (pine wood nematode), 819 nucleotides. Lineage: Eukaryota; Metazoa; Nematoda; Chromadorea; Rhabditida; Aphelenchoididae. The record is from the annotation of a GenBank genome assembly.